Messenger RNA from Strongylocentrotus purpuratus (purple sea urchin), 1652 nucleotides. RefSeq lists its product as uncharacterized. The coding region runs from base 571 to 924 and encodes 117 amino acids. NCBI's taxonomy places the organism in Eukaryota, Metazoa, Echinodermata, Echinoidea, Camarodonta, Strongylocentrotidae. The record is from RefSeq and is a predicted model, not a curated record. The transcript is spliced from 2 exons.
GUUCUUGACGUCAUCGUGACGCGCAAUGCCUGAAAUACGUGCUAACCCAUUUGCAGAAGGGACAAUUCACGUCUAGUGAACUCAAUCUGAUUAUUACAGUGUAAAAUUACGUUCAACAUACAGUUGCCAAACCAAGGAGUAUUUUUAUCAAAUGCGAAACUAUUAAGUCUGAUUCAAAAGCAAUGGCAAUAAAAUGAGUCUCGUCUUCUCUUUCAAUGUUUACAUUCCAAUGCGUACUUUGAGCUUAAUUUGCUCCUUGAAAAAAAUUCAUGUACCGUAAAGCACACCCUGGUCUUUAUAAAAAGGAAACAUUAAUGUUUGCAGACGUGGAAAUAUCGGAUAUGCUCUGGUGAGCGAGGACUACAGCUUCAAAACCUGGAACAAAAACGACAAAGGUCUAUUGUUACGGUUUUAGAGGAAAACACCCCUUUGGUGUAAGUAUCGGCACUUAAGGACAGGGCCAUUUGCAAAGCGAAGUUGAGAUAAACAACGAAGCUUUUACGCCACUUUAUCCGCCAUUUUCUUCGUGAAUUUCUUAUUCUCUAUCUCGGAGGAGACUCAAAUCUCAAGAUGCGUCAGACCCUCAUCAUCCUUCUCGUCCUCGCAGUCGUCGGGGCUGCCUUGGUCGAUGCCGGCAAGGCUGAUUUUGAACGUCGUCGCAUGGAACAAUCCAAGAAGAUUCGGGGUGGAAUGGAGCGAGGGAAAUCCAUCGGCGGAGGUUAUCUUGGGGGCCGAAUGGACAUCCAGAGGGUCCAGGAAGAGGCCGGAAGAGGGGGUCGUGCUGGAAUAAAGAACCUUCGAGGGAAGGUCAACAAACUGCAGAGCCCUAAUAGCGCUAAAGAGAUGUUCAAGCUUCGGACCAAGAAGGCUGCUGGGAAAGUCAAGUUGUCUAUGCUGCCGCCAAACGGCAAGAGUCCCAAAUAAAUUUCCGUAAUGACCGAGAGAUGAAUCCAACAUGAAGAGAGCAUUUUAGAAGCGACAAUUAACCUGUCUAUGAGUUUAAAUUGGUUUAAAUUUUUGUCAUUGAGAAGGUGUAUUAAAAAAUAAACAAACUAAACAAACAUUCUUACUUGUCGCGUAUUAGGGAGGACUGAGUAAAAGUUGCAUUUCUUGAUAUUAUUGUAUAUUUUGUUCUCGGAUUUUCCGACUUAAAGUUCAAGUUUAAAUGUGAAUGUAGGCACUAGGCACUGAUUAUGUACAGAGCAGAAAUUGGAAUCAACUUUAGAAAAUCUUAACUCGAUGUUAUUAAGAGCAGUACUAUAGUUAUUCGUAAUUAUACAUUUUCAAUCAUACUUCAAUACAUUUUCCUUCAUUUUAACACGGAUCUGAAUUAUCAUUCUUAAUUCAAUUUUUAGUGAAAGUUAAAGGGGUGGAAGGCGCAAAGGGGAGGGAAUCCAUUUAGUUUUAGUAAUUAAGUUACCACAAGUAUGUUAGUAUCUUUGCUUCGUUGCAGAGAAGGGACGGAUGCCGUGGGGUGGGGGCUCAAAAUGUUACCAUAAGUUUUGUCCAUGUUUUGUGCGAAUAUUUAAAUUCAACUCUCAUAGUUUAAUUGUUUGUUUUUAUGAACAUUUUAUUUUGGAGAAUAUAUUUUUUAUUGGAAUGUGAAUAUAAAUCACGAAUCACAAAUAAAUCAAAUCUUGAUCAUCUUUGAA